AGGCGGCGGCGUGGUCUAAUGACGUGACACCGCCCUAACAAGUCACGCUAAUAACCAAAUCUAACGCACCACUGUUACCGUAGUGUGGCACGCGCAUUUACGCUCGUUGCUGCAACCAAAUCCGCGCUUACGUAGAAAAUCCACUUUAUUCGUGUGUCGGGAAAAUAAAGGCCCAUCGAAGCACCUCCUCUCGUCCAGCAGCAGCUGUCUGAUCGCCCUCAGGGACGGUGACUCCGGUAAGAGCGGCAGAGGUCCUCGGUGAGAAGCGAGAGGAAGAAUGGCGGAUCCGAGCAGCACAGCGACGGUGGGGGCCGCAGGCUCCAACAGCGCUGCUGCCGACGCGGGCACCGUGGCGCAGGACGGGGCCCCUGGAGCUGCGGGAAACAAACCUGUUUGCGAGACUGUUAAGGGCCAGAUUUUUGACGUGGGUCCCCGCUACACCAACCUGUCGUACAUCGGAGAGGGGGCUUACGGGAUGGUGUGCUCUGCCAUGGACAACCUGACGAACCAGCGCGUAGCCAUCAAAAAGAUCAGCCCCUUUGAGCACCAGACAUACUGCCAGCGCACUUUGAGAGAGAUCAAGAUCCUGCUGCGUUUCCACCAUGAGAACAUCAUUGGCAUCAAUGACAUCCUCAGGGCACGGCACAUUGACAACAUGAGAGAUGUCUACAUCGUGCAGACUUUGAUGGAGACCGACCUGUACAAGCUGCUGAAGAGUCAGAGACUGAGCAACGACCACGUCUGCUACUUCCUGUACCAGAUCCUGCGGGGCCUCAAGUACAUCCACUCUGCUAAUGUGCUGCACCGCGAUCUCAAGCCCUCCAACCUGCUCAUCAACACCACCUGUGACCUAAAGAUUUGUGACUUUGGCUUGGCUAGGAUAGCAGAUCCUGAACAUGAUCACACAGGUUUUCUGACCGAAUAUGUGGCUACGCGUUGGUACAGAGCUCCAGAGAUUAUGCUCAACUCAAAGGGCUACUCAAAAUCCAUUGAUAUUUGGUCUGUGGGUUGCAUCCUGGCUGAGAUGUUGUCCAACAAACCCAUCUUCCCCGGGAAACACUACUUGGACCAGCUCAAUCACAUACUGGGUGUUCUCGGAUCACCAUCCCAAGAAGAUUUGAACUGCAUCAUCAACAUGAAGGCCCGGAGUUAUCUGCAGUCCCUGCCCGAAAAGCCCAAGAUCCCCUGGGAGAAACUCUUCUACAAGGCUGACUCCAAAGCUCUGGACCUCCUUGGCCGCAUGUUGACCUUUAACCCCAACAAGCGCAUCACUGUUGAGGAGGCACUGGCACAUCCUUAUUUGGAGCAGUACUAUGAUCCAACAGAUGAGCCGGUGGCAGAGGAACCCUUCACUUUCUCCAUGGAGCUGGAUGACCUUCCCAAGGAGAGGCUGAAGGAGCUGAUCUUUGAAGAAACGGCUCGUUUCCAGGAGAACUACCAAGGGUCCUGAGGCUCCCAGCUCUAAACGUGGCAUACCAACAGAGUCCUGGAACAAGAUGCCCCUGACCCCACCCACACGCUAACACAAAAGAACGACUCAUCAAGAAACCGAAAACAAGCGAGACAUAUGAACAUUUAAGUGCUUAUCUAUCCAUUCCGACUGCAGGAGAGCUCUGUGUCCUGUGUGGAUGACUGAGGCGGGACCGUGCAUACCCCCUCACAUGCUAAUCUGGUUUCUCUUGCAUCCAGUGGUAAUCUUUUCCUCACCUGUCAUCCUCCAUUAGCCAGUCCCAUCCUCUUGACCUCCCUCCUCCAUAGAAACCCGACUUCUCUUGUAACCCACUCCAUAACCAGAAAAUCAGAGGGCUAACAGUAUAGGGAUGUACAUAUGUUCUAAGGGUCUUCAGCUCUUUUUAGUGUGCUUGUUGCUGAUUCGGUUUAUUCAUCAAAUGGGUGUUCUUCUAAUCAGUUUAGCGUCAUGUUUUUGUAUGUUUUCAAGCUUUAUAUUCGCAUUUCCAAACACUUGAUUUUGAAAUGGACAGUUGAUGUUAUUACCAGAAUGUUGAUGGGUUUAGAGGUUUAUUUGUAUUUGUUUCUUCUUUUGGGUCUUUUUUUUUUGUUUUGAAAUGAAAAUCUAUAUGAAUGCAUGCAUUCCUAAAACGUACCAAAGUGGCAUAGGAAGCGAGGAACUUUGCAUAGGAGGAGGAACUACUAGUGCAUUAAUUGACACAUUUUAACACCGUUAUUGAAAUUAUUUUGAUUAGUGCCAUCAUCAGCCUAUGAACUAGUAUGUAAAUAUUUGGCAUAUUACGUUGGCUCAGAACAUUUGCUUGCGAUAUCAGGCGAUUUGAAGUUUGUCGCCUCUAUUGUCGUGUCCUUCAUUUCACACUAGGCUUUGUUAGCGACACAUUCCCAGUUGACAUUCCUUUAAAGAAGCACUACGCAACUUUUCUAGUGAAGGUCCUGCCACCUUAUCGUCUCUAUGAAGAUGUUACUAUUUUAUUUUCCUGGAAUGUUCCGCUAUAUAGCAUUAAACUAAUCUAUCUGUAUUUUCUCAAGUACCGUACACAUGUUUUUACAGCUCGUCUUUACAAAAAUCCGACCCGUAACUUGGUCUGGCGGCGUCCUCUACUUGUCUCCGCAGAGAUGGUUAACUAAUGCUAUACAUAUAAUGCUAACACUCUACGCAAAGCAAUAACAUCCUCAUCGAGACGAGCAAAGAAAAGUUCCGUAGCGCACCUUUAAACUUGCCUGUCGUUGCACUGUGUUCCUCUGCUGCUGUUUGCCCCAGGAGCCAGACACGCAUGCAGACCAGGGCUAUCCGAUAUAAGCCAGUGCAAUUUCCUCCCACGCUCUACAACAACUCAUUCCCAUCACCACGACGACAGCAUUCCCUAGGACUACUAUACAUUAUAUUACAACACAACCUCACCAUUGUAACUCCAGCUUUUUUGGGCUCCUCUCUCCUCUUACUGUUGCCUGUGCGCCGCUUUUUUUUGUAUUCCUUGGAUAUUGUCCGUGAACUGCAUGAUUGUACUGUACCUUUUUCUUUCCCUAUCCGUCCAUUUUCUUUCCGUGGAUCUGUUAAGUGACUGUAUUACUCGCUGCUUGUUCACAUGGCAGCUCGGGAUGCACUACAUGUUGCGCUGGGAAAACAAAAAAAACAAAAACAAAACGAUUAUUCCUAGAUCAACAAAUGCACUGUAACCUAUAGUCUCUGGACAGUACUUCUAUUUCUCCCCCAAAGCCAUAUUGUUUUUGGUGAUCGCAUUUUCAUCCUCCCCAAAUCUCGCUUUACUCAAAAGGGCUGCCCCCGUCCCAUUCCCCUCUAUCUAUCUAUCUCCCUUCUUACACUUCUGUUGUUGUACUACUACUUCUCCUCCAUAUUUUGUUUGACUUUGGCCAGUGAACUUGCACCAAUCAACAACUCAAUCGGCACGCCUGCACUUUGUCUCUCUCCAGCCACGCUCUCUGUAUCCCCUCUUAUGGAGAUAGUUUUUAACCUCGUGUUGUUCAGAACUAAAGGCGACAUAUUGUGCAAAAUCAACUUUACCAGAGUUUUUAGCCAUGUUAUUAUUAUUGUUUCUCAUUUACCCAUUCAAAGUUGUAUUUAGAGUGAUUCGUGGAUAACUCUUUAUGUCAUUGCUUCGAUCUGACCCCCGUUUUCACCACCACCACUUUUAUUUUUUAAAUCUGUGAUAGAAGUAGGAUUUGGCAGUGCCACGUAGCCGCUUUGGCACAAAAAAAUUUAACAAAAAAUCAGCUGCUCGACUGCGUGAUCUGCGACUAUCCAAAGGAGCGGUCGACAGCGUGCGGUGCUUUGUUGUGAUGACGGACGUUGGUGGUGACGUAAAGGGGCAGGCGGGAAUCGGCUCUCCCGGAAAUCAGUGCGCUUGUUUCUUUUAUUAAGUCGUUUUAGAUCAAUAUUGCGCUUUAAAAUGUUCAAACGUAACGUAAUGAUCCAUGAAUGCCAUAGAUUAUUGCUAAAAAAAGCACAAUAUGUCUUCUUUAAGCUCCCUCCUGCUUCGUGUGUAUGUGCGUAAGUGUGUGCGUGUUGCUUUUUCUGGUCUGUCUGCAGUAAUCUUCGUUGUGUAAAAGUAUUUGUACAUUUUGCGAAUGACAGCAACAAAACGCCAAGAUUCUUUCUACGUGUGUUUUUUGGAAAAGUGUUUGGGUUUUUUUCUUGUUGAUGUUGAUUUGCUUUCAACAUAUUGUAUUUUUGGCUGACUUAAAACGGGCCAAAUACCUUUUUCAACCAGGCCCCGCUUGCUUCAUUUCUAAUCUGCAACUAAAUCAACAUCAUACUGGGUAACCACGGCAACGGACGGAGCGAGAUCUUGCACUUAACACGCACCACAUUUUGUUCGUUGAGUAUCUUUAAGUCUAGAGGCCUGUUUCUUUUUAAAAUGGCUGUUUCUUAUUAUUAUUGCUAUUGUCGUUAAAAUGGUGAACUGUUGUAAUUUUUUUUUUUUUUUUUUUUUUUUACAUAAAGGGAGUUAAUUUUUUUUAUCGUAAUUUUAUUUGUAAUAUUUUGUUCAUUUUUUCUCUUAACGGGCGUGAUUAUAAUUCUAGGCUGUGUUUUCAAAAUCAAAAUCUUUUAUUUGAUUUUUCUUAUGAUUAAUUUUAAAAGAUAUUUGUAGAUUGUCUCAGAGAUAUGAGUUAUCGAGGGUUAUAGUCUGUAUAUUCUAUUGAUAUUAUGAAUUGAACAAUUAACAAAUACAGUUAUAUAAAUAUUUAAUAAAAUUUCCUGAUACUGGUCAAAUCUGUUCAUUUCUUGUUUACAAAUGAUUGGUGUACCUGCUUUGAGGCUUAUUAAAAUUAUAAUAAAAAUA
Molecule: messenger RNA, 4772 nt
Organism: Periophthalmus magnuspinnatus
Lineage: Eukaryota; Metazoa; Chordata; Actinopteri; Gobiiformes; Gobiidae
Gene: mapk3
Product: mitogen-activated protein kinase 3
Exons: 9
Coding region: 278-1450 (390 amino acids)
Biological process (GO): intracellular signal transduction; protein phosphorylation
Cellular component (GO): nucleus; cytoplasm
Molecular function (GO): ATP binding; MAP kinase activity
Source: RefSeq, a predicted model, not a curated record